AUGGAUAACCUUUUAAAUGCACUGCAAAACGUAAGUCUUUGAUAGGAAAAUCGAUAAAAUCAGCAUUUUCGCAGAUAAAAUGUGGUUGGUCGGGUUGCGCGCUGACUUUCGGCUCGGAAAUCGACAUGAAUAUGCACGUGAUGAUGAAUCACAUGAUAUUGUUAGAACACGGAGAGUUUGUGCUCAAUCGGCGAGCUCACAACCGCAAAAGAGCCGCCAGAGAGGUAAAUUUAUAUGAGAAAUUCGUAAAAAUCGAAAAUAUUGCAGAUUUCCCAAGUUGUCGUGCAAACUGAGCCGAAUUCUCCGAUUUCUGUGCAAAAUCUCGACGCUUCGGCCAGUCAAAAGCCCGUUCGGCAGAAAACGCUUAAAAUUGCAAGUUUUCAUUCAUUUUUUAAAGAAAAAUAACAAUUUUCCAAUUUUCAGACGACGAAUCCAGUUCCGAUGCCUCAGGAGGAUGUGAAACCGACAAUUGCCCACCCGAACCUACUUCUGGUCCCAAAAUCCGAAUUUCCGCGCGUUGCUCCACAAAUUCCUGCGAGUUCGCAUCGGAAUGUCAGUCCUCCGGCCGAAACAGGCUCCAGCUGGCAUUCUUCGGCCGAAUCGGAACCGAUUCCGCCGAUUCGAGUGACUCCGAUGAGUCAGGGACAAUUUCCGGUCGUGGCACAAUUGCUGCGGAGGGUUCAGAAAAAUCAGCGAGAAGAAUGGCAGAAUUUGAUGGAAAAUGAGAACAAUAAAAUGGGCGUGGAACCGGAAGACGUGCACACGGGCAGUGAUGACGUGGAAGCGGGCGACAACGUCAUUUAUGUGAGCAUUAUGUAGAAUUUGCUCCGCUCUCAACCGCCGUGUUUUUCAGCGCCCAAAACGGCUGAGCGAGGUGGUCGACGACUUUUUGGAGCGUCUGAAGCCGAUGAAACAGCUGGGAUUCAUCCGUCAGCACCGGACCGUCUACUGCAUUGUCUGCCUCAAAUACACGAGAUCGUUCCACGAGUGCAACUGGAAACACACGCCCGAAGAGGAACGCGUCGUCGAAAUGUGGUACAGGUGAGCGAGAAAAGACGGAACCUCCAAUUUCCCACUUUUUCCAGACGGUACGGACCGGACAAACCGACCGGAAAAACUCAACUGAUGCGCGAAUUUGCCGAGAUCAAAGAAUGGCUGUUAAAGGAAGAAGCGGCCGGGAAAAAUCUGGACACACUUUAUUGA
Molecule: messenger RNA, 1203 nt
Organism: Caenorhabditis sp. 36 PRJEB53466
Lineage: Eukaryota; Metazoa; Nematoda; Chromadorea; Rhabditida; Rhabditidae
Source: the annotation of a GenBank genome assembly